This is a messenger RNA of Colletotrichum higginsianum IMI 349063, 2529 nucleotides long. Its product is annotated as Alpha-ketoglutarate-dependent sulfonate dioxygenase. The record is from RefSeq and is a predicted model, not a curated record. The coding region runs from base 1 to 2529 and encodes 842 amino acids. NCBI's taxonomy places the organism in Eukaryota, Fungi, Ascomycota, Sordariomycetes, Glomerellales, Glomerellaceae. The transcript has 8 exons.
AUGCCCUCGUUCUUCAAGAGGUCCAAGGCGAAGGAGAAGGAGGCAGAAGAGGAAAAGGCAAACGCUGAGCGUCCCGCUACGCCGCCGCCGACGUACGAAGCCACGCAGGAGGAGCCGCCGCCCUUUGAAGACCGACCGCCGCCGUUCGAGGCCAGCGGUGCCGGUCGUCGCGGUGGUGGUGGUGGUGGUGGCGGCGGCGGUAAAGCGCCCUACACCGAGGCCGACGUCGCCAACAUCACGGCUGCCUUCGCCUCCCUCCGCCUCGGCACCCAGAGCGACCCGGACGUCGACUCGUGCCUCGCGCACCUGAAGCUUCUAUACGCCAUCCAGACGCUCAAGGAGGAGGUCGGCUACACCGACGGGCUCUGGGACCUAUGGGACGUCCGCGCGGGGCCUCCCGACUCCCCUCACAAGGGCGACGUCAAGGAGAAGGGCGGCCCUGGCGGAGACGCCGGCCCAAGCAAGGAGCCCGAGGACCGGAGGAAGAAGGUCCUGGCGAUUGUUCGUGAGAAGCGGUGGGCCUUGUACCUGGCGCGAGCCGUCGACCGGUACGAGACGUGGUGGAAGACGCUCUCGGAAGGCCGCCGCCUGCGCGAGGCCGAGAUGGGCGACCCCCAAAACCCCUCGAGGUACGCGACGUUCCCCGAGGGGAGCGAAGACUACCCGUGGAGCGUUGAUGUCCUCCCGCCGCUGGACGUCCUCAUGGUAUGGCACACGCACAUGCUCAACCCGAGAGCGUUCCUCGAGGACUCGAUCCGCUGGGGUCUCCGGACUCUGUGGACCACGGGCAUGCCCUGGGCCCAGGUCAACCAGGCCAUCGACUCCAAGUUCAACUACGAGGCGUCCGACCUGGCCAGGUCCAACUGGGAGAGAACGACGGGGAGGUCCUGGGACAACAUCGAGGAACCGAUGGUGAAGUCUCUGCAGUGUCCUUCGUGCAAGCGGGCCAUGGAGGUGCCCUGGACCACGUGCGGCUUACCAGAGACUUACAAGGGAGAUUCACGACCCGGCCUAGUCGGCAACGGCUACGGAGACGGAGAGUUCUCCCAGAGAUGCGACCCCGGCUGCGGCACCCUCGUCACGCAGCGGCUCCUUUCCGUGGCCAAGAUGAUCGGCGACGCCGAGGCCUAUCUCAACGAGGGCAUCACCAUACCAUCCACCGUCCUCGACCCCAAGACGGGCAUGCCCGUCGUCGGCGACGCCGAGAAGCUGCUGGAGGUGACCUUCCCCAACCGGCUCGUGGGCCACGGCAUCGCCUCGCAGCUGUUCGACAUGCUCCAGCCGGGCCUGCACGAGAACUGCUCCAUGAAGCACGUCCGGGACCUGGUCACCGUGGCGCUCCAGAGCGACGCGGCCUUCUCCAGGAUCCAGGAGGCCAAGAUCGCCCAGAUCGGCAGGAAGGAGGGCAUGGCCAGCCGGCAGAUGGAGCGGACGGAGCGGUUCCAGACCUCCAAGAUGAUGUCGCGGUACUGGGAGAACCACUCCAUCUUCGCACUCGACCUCGUCGCCGCGGUCAUGCGCCAGGGCGUCUUUGUCGGCAAGAUGUACUCUCUCGACUGGCUCCAUGGCCCCAACGCGCGAGGCACCAUGGACCGCCUCGUCCAGAAGUACAACCGCUUCAUGCUCAUCCUGACCGAGAACGCCUUCAUGAUGUGCGUGCCGACGCUGGACGUCGACCUCGCCUGGCACACCCACCAGCUGGCGCCCCGGGCCUACUACAAGUUCUCCACGUACAACAGCGCGACCAAGGGCAGCAAGGAGGCCCGCUUCAUCGACCACGACGACAAGGUCGACGAGGACCAGCUGUCCAGCUCCUUUGAGUGGACCGGCAAGCUGUACCUCGACAAGUUUGGCGAGGUGUACUCGGAGUGCAUCUGCUGGUUCUUUUCAGGAUUGCUGACGUCGUCGUUCAUGGUAACAGUCAACCGUAUCCAAGCCACGGCAAAUAGCACAGCCGUCUUUGGAAGAACCAAAGGACAGAAAGCCGUCGACAACUUCAACAACUCUCCGGCAGCGAACUCGCCCGCCUGCCACCCUUCGUCCUCGGCCCAUAUCUCGGCCCACAACUCGUGUCUCUCGUCGUCACCCCUCCACCGGGGCCGCGAGUUCCAACGGGCCAUCUGGAAGAGCCGCCUCGACGACGGCUACGAGCGCGCCGUCAAGCGCACAGCGAAGCGCGGUCGCAAGCUGCCGCCCAAGGAGGAGUUCUACGACCACUGGGGCAAGACGUACCACCAGUACGCCCCGAACCUGUUCCCCGGGUACCUGACGUCGGAUCUCUACGUGGCCGGCGACCCGGGGAUCCUGCACGGCAACUGGGCCAGCUGCGCCCAGGGGCUGUGUGGCACCAACGACAUCGCCGCCGGCGGCUGCGGUGGCCCCGGCGGGUGUACGAACUCCUCGGGAUACUGGACCGGUUCCGGUCGUGGAAAGCCCGUUUGCGCGGGUGUUGUUGCAGGUGCCGGCAUGGUAGGCGGAGGCUGUGGAGGAGGAGGCGGUGGUGGAUGCGGCGGCGGCGGCGGCUCCUAA